Molecule: messenger RNA, 1871 nt
Organism: Triticum urartu
Lineage: Eukaryota; Viridiplantae; Streptophyta; Magnoliopsida; Poales; Poaceae
Source: RefSeq, a predicted model, not a curated record
AGAUGAUCACAUCCACUGAUCAGAAGCAAAGUAGAGAGUAGGACGUGAAAGAGAGCAGCGUUGUAUAGUUUCUUGUAACACCUGAAGUCAUGUAGAUACCUCUGCUCUGUCCAUGGUCGCUGACGAUGAGAAACACUGCGCGCUUUCCUUUCCUUUCCUUGAGCAAGCGGAGAAAGGGCAGACAACCUUGUGUCUUGCGGUGGCAUCAGCUCAGUUGGCCUUUGGUCGUUUGCCCCGGUGGCAAGCGAAGCACAGAUACCAAAACUGAGCGGCAAGAAAGGCAGUUGAAGCACACUAGUACUACGAUGCAAGUGACCGGGACGCUUCCUGGAGAAAGCGAAAAGAGUUGGCUCAACAGCAGGCAGGAUCAUCGUCGCCACGCCACUACACCUCACUUACAUCUACUACAUGGAUCAUCGAUCUGCCCUUUUCCCUCUUUCUGCCGCCGGCUUUUCCACUGCUUUCUUCUCCUCUUACCGAUGGCCGCUUCCACCUCCGAUCCACGCUUCCUCUUCUUCAGCUAUAAUAUAACAAGCGCCUGCUCCUCCUCGAGUGGUGCAGUAGACAGUAGUAGUGGCUACCGGUGUCAGUAGAGGGCAGAGCAAGCAACCGACCGUGGUGAGUGGUGACCAUGGCGCGCAACUGCAGAAUCAGCAGCUUCUUCUUCCUGCUCCUCAUGCUCUGUACCACCUCGCACUGCGAGGCGAGAGCUCUGAGGCAGAGCAAGAGGAACUCGCUGAUGAACGUGCUCUUCAAGCUCAACUUCGCCAGGGCGGUGGAGCCGACGCAGCCGCCGCCCCCUCCCUCGUCGCUCGAUGCCAGCGCUGGCAGCGACGCCGCGAGCGCGAGUCUCGCCGCCGUCGAUGCCCCGUUCUGCGUCAACCCUCCUGACGCUCCCCCCUCGUCGUCGUCCACGCCCCCCUUCACCUCCACGGCGCCCUCCUCCACCACCCCGUCCGUGCCGGACCAGCUGCCGCCCAUCACCCCCGUCCCGCCCUCCUUCGAGCCCAGCCCGCCGGCCGACGGCGGUGGCGCCACCCCGGGCUCCAGUCCGGGGCUGGGCACGCCGGCGUCCACGCCCACGCCCAUCAACCCGCCGCAGUUCGCCCCGAGCCCGCCUGGGACGGCGCCGCCCAGCCCGAUCGUCGUUGUGCCGAGCCCGCCCGACGAAUUCGGCCCAGGCUCGGGCGGCGGAGGACAGGGAGGAGGCGUAGGAGGAGGGGGCGGUGGUGGAGGAGAGGGAGGAGGCGGAGGCGUAGGAGGAGGUGGUGGUGGUGGAGGAGGAGGAGGAGGAGGCGGAGGCGUAGGAGGAGGAGGAGGCGGUCUAGGAGAAGGAGGGGGAGGAGGCGGCGGGUUCAUGCCGCCGAUCAUCUACCCGCCGCCGCUGGCCCCUCCGAUGGCGCCGGGGUCCGGGCAGGCGCUGUGGUGCGUGGCGAAGCCGACAGUGCCGGACCCGAUCCUCCAGGAGGCCAUGGACUACGCGUGCGGCUCCGGCGCCGAGUGCCGGUCCAUCCAGCCGUCCGGCGCCUGCUCCCAGCCGGACACCGUGCUGGCCCACGCCUCCUACGCCUUCAACAGCUACUGGCAGAUGACCCGGGCCAACGGCGGCACCUGCGACUUCGGCGGCACCGCCACCAUCGUCACCAGCGACCCAAGCUACGACAGUUGCGCGUUCAACCUUGUAUGAGGCUGCAGAUCGAUGAGCCAAUUUUCUGUUCCAUUUGUUUCGAGGCCACGCAGCACCGCAGGCUUAGUAAGGAGUAGCUGAGAUUAGUGUGAUUUUGAUUCUGGCAAGACUGCUGAUACCGUGUAAAGGCGAUUCCUUGACAUGUGCAUUAUACUAGUAGCUUCUUGGGCAGGAAGAUGCUUAA